AUGUUUCGUUUUGCUCGUCUCGCACGGCGCGGCAAGAGGCGAACUGUGCCUCACACGAUUGCCUCGCUUCCGGCUCCGUCUCUGCGCGGCAGCUGGGGGAAAAUUGGUCGCAUGUCGUCGGAGGAGAGACGGGAGGUGCUGGAGGGCACAUGGAGACAGGCGAGACCCGUGCAGCUUUUGCCAGACGCCUCCGAUCGCGAUGCGGGCGGGUUUGUGGAGGGUGUGAGUUUCCGAACGGACGAGGAGGUGGAGGCGUUUCUCGCAGAGGAGAUGCGGGAGGACCGCGCUGAGCAUGACAUUCCCGCACUAGAGCUGUCACGUAGCUUUUUUGAGGAGCUGGCGCAGUCGGCAGACAGUGAGGUGGAUAUGGAGAAUGCGUUGGAGAGUACCCCCGCAUCGGACGUGGAGCGCGAGGAGGAGGAGCGCGAUGUUCAUCGUCAAUUUUUUGCUGACUUUUACGUGCAGCAGGGAAUUAUUCGGGCGGAGGAGAAGUACGAAUUUGUGGACGCCAUGCUUCGGCCCCCAGCGGUGAUGGUGAUGAUGAACGCAGGGAUGCCGUUUGUUCGUCUCAUGAUUCGAUGCCAACUGGAGCAGCACCUGCGGGCGUUGCAAGCUGGGCGGAGCGGCGUUGUUUUUGUGCCUCACCCCGUCCACCCGUUGCUUUACAUGGUGGACGCUGUGCCCACCCAACGCGUUGGGGAUCCGCUUCGCCUUCCGUACACACAGGAACGCUCUCUUCUUGCCCAGCGAGAGAUGCAAGAAACGCUGGCUUUGAAUAGCACCGACGACCGCAACGCAUCUCCGGCAUGCUCUUCAGCAGAAACACAGACGGAAAUGAGGAGCCUUGAGGUGGAUUUUAUGGAGGCACUACUAAAUGAUAGGAUCAGCACACAUGAACUACAGACGAUUCACACAGGGAAGGAUGAAAAAAAGGAAGAGGAGUGCGGCUCUGGUGAACGGUUUACUUUGGAGCAAAUUGGGGAGGAGACGGCGUUGGAUUUGCAGUCGGAGAUACCAAGAGCUCCGCUCUCAACGGGUCAUCUUUACUGGCUGCAGCGGCAGAUAGCGUCAGAUACACUUAUUGAUAUGGAUAUGCUCGGAGUGAUGCUUCCUUUAGCGUGUGGAUUGUGCCGCAAUGCGGGGAAUGGCGCUAUUAUUCUAGACAUGUCUAGUCGUUCCUUCAAUGCACAGCACUACUCCUAUGGCAAAGACAUUGCUGGUCACUUUGUAAUUUCACGCGCCGACGUGGCGGAAAAGGCGGGCGAAAAGUCUUUAGAAGCCGUUGUCAUCUCUCUUGUUUUGUCGAAAUCUUCACAGAGGAAAUCAAGACGUUACCACGACGCUCUACAACGCCCCAAGGCCACUUUGAAUGAAGUGCCUGAGGACGAGGCGACAUUGGGCGUGGGGCAGUUGUACUCUCCAGGUUACCAUGUGGGGAUUGAGAAUCGUAUAACAGGACGGGGCCCUUCACGGCGCCUGUGGGAGGCAUUGCGUGGGAAGUGUGAUGCGGUGCUUUGUUUUCCGGAUACAACUGCAGACGGGCGUAGGCCACGCACUGUUUUGGGGGCCAGCGGUGAGGACGAGGAAAAAGAGGCUGUUGCCAAUCGUUUUGUCUCUGUAUGCUCGAAAGUUAAUAAAUUCUUUCCGUACUUGCGGCAGGAACUUGCACAGGCGUUGGAGUAUGUACGAAUGCAAGGGGGCGUUGUCGUGUAUGCGACGCACAGUAUGAAUCCACUUGAAAAUGAGGCUGUCAUUUGUUCUGUUCUCACGGAGUUCAAGCGAAAAUACCCGGGACGUGAAUACCGUCCCUUUUCUCUUUUGGAGCGUACAACAGGAGAAGAAGCCGAGCUAUUGCGUUCUUUUAUGGCAAGAGGCCAUCAGGGGUUAAAAACGUGGGUCCCACUGCAGGAUGGGCCUCCAGAGCAGGAUCCGUCGUUCUGCGAUGAGGAAAUAGUGUCGAUGGUCGCUCGUUGCUCGUGGAGGGCUGCACCACUGCGUACCGACGGUGAUGUGUGCUUUUUUUGUGUGAUUCAGCUGUAUGAGAGUUUUUCCGCUUUACCGCUGCCGCCAUUGCCACCAUUGGCCAGACAGAGUGACAUCCCAGCCAUUUCCGCUUUUCCCUGGCUUGACACGGUGCGGUUACAUGACCACUGGGGCCUUCUCAUCCACCGAAGCGAAGAUAAACGUGCAUUUGUGGCGGUAACCCCAGCGGCACUUUACAUGGCGAAUGCUUUGAACUCACCACACCGUAAAAAUGGAUAUAGCGUUAUUGACUACGGGGUAUGCGUCAGUUUUGAUUCCGAGAGGCACUCAGAACAACGGGAAGGCGUCGUUGUUUCUUCCUUGAGUGGCACGCUAUUGGCGCUUGCCCUUUGUGACUCCACAAAUGAGAAUUAUCGGUCUUCCCACGUGUUGGAACUUCCUGUUGCGGCACUAUUGGAGUUGUUACAUGCCAGACAGAUUUCUUUGCGACGUGUGUCUGAGGUAUUGGGUAGUUUUCCAUCGGGAUUGGGUGCCUCAGUCCUAGCUGAAGGGGCGUCGACAGUUUUUUUGAAAGCAGCAGUACCAAAAAUAGGGAAACCGGAGGGGGAUGACAUGGAAAUACAUGAAGCCGUGACGAGCGAGUUGUGCAGGCUUGUGGUGGUGGCCCAGGCAAAAGUACAACGCUGCCCGCAUACGCAAAUGAACACGACUGUUUUGACGUUGGAGUGCGCAACGGUGCGUGAGUGUAGCGAACUGGAGGAGCGUGUGGUGGCGAUUGGGGACGCGCUGCGGUACCUGCUGCGCCGGUUGGAUUACCCCACGACGGCGUGGGGGCCUAUGAAUACGGUCGGCGACGAGGGCCCACAGAUGCGGGACGACGAGUACGAGGUGGAGGCGCCGGUUUCCUCAGCAGCUACGAAUGAUUUUGACAGCCUUCUUGGCAGUCGGGCAAGGUCGCACCACAGGCGGAAAAUGCAGCGAUUGGACAACAAGCUGCGUUCUUUGGGCGGCGGCGAAGACGGCCCGGUCAAUGACUGGGAGAGGGAUCUGAGAUACACACGCCGUAGGAAGCGUUUGGCUGUUACUCCAUCCUCUUUGCACAAGCUCUGA
Molecule: messenger RNA, 3093 nt
Organism: Trypanosoma cruzi
Lineage: Eukaryota; Euglenozoa; Kinetoplastea; Trypanosomatida; Trypanosomatidae
Exons: 1
Coding region: 1-3093 (1030 amino acids)
Biological process (GO): RNA methylation
Molecular function (GO): methyltransferase activity
Source: RefSeq, a predicted model, not a curated record